This is a messenger RNA of Exophiala aquamarina CBS 119918, 1728 nucleotides long. RefSeq lists its product as uncharacterized. NCBI's taxonomy places the organism in Eukaryota, Fungi, Ascomycota, Eurotiomycetes, Chaetothyriales, Herpotrichiellaceae. Gene Ontology annotation, molecular function: aminoacyltransferase activity. The transcript has a single exon. Bases 1 to 1728 code for a protein of 575 amino acids. The record is from RefSeq and is a predicted model, not a curated record. Gene Ontology annotation, biological process: phospholipid homeostasis.
AUGGAUGCUGCCGUCGAGACUGUGCCUACGGCGCCAGAGCCGCAAGUGCUCGAGAUCAUUGAGAAAUCAUCUACCACCACAAUCACCGUCCAGGGGCCCUCCGAACCGGCCAUUCAGGUGGUCGAAGAGAGCACAGUGACGACCAUUAAGAAUGCUGCUGGAUCGGGGACCAGCGAAAAGAAACAGAAGAAUAAGCAGAACAAGCAAAAGGCUUUACCUAUACCCAAGGCCUCUGAGGUACCUUUCUACCAGCGACUGGGCGAGACACUCUUGCAGGAAAGCCAAGCGGAGACAGUGCUGCUUCCACCGAGGCCCAGUCUCAUCUCUCAUCGAUCAUCAGCCGACAAGCAGAAGGCGAAAUCCGCCGAACUCCUAUCCCCUCAAACGACGUCCUCGCACCACCGACCAAACUCGAGAUCAAGAUCAACGAGCCGCGUCCGGGACCCAGAUAGCGAGGACAGCAUCAGCACCGGGUCCCUCUCAGAUAUGGAAGUUAAAGAUCCAAAGGUCAAUACAAACCUGAAAGACAGCUUGUACACGCUAGACGACUUCAAGCGCCUCGAGGCCAUCAACAGUCUCAUCGGCCGGUACGGCUCAGUUUCUCACAUGAGUGUCCGAGAUCCCAGCUACUCAUUUUGGCUCAACAAGAGCUGCACAGCUGCGGUACACUUUAAGCUGCUGAACAAAGUUGCUGUCCUAGCUGGAGAUCCCCUGUGCGCGCUAUCAGCCAUGCCGUCGACGCUGGAAGAGUUCGAGAGAUACUGUCGAAAAGCGGGCUGGAAGACGUCCGUCAUCGGCGCUAGUUCUGACCUCAUGGAGAUUGCCAAGCUCAAGAAAUGGCCCGUCAUGAGGUUUGGCACCGAGAUGGUGCUCAAUCCCAUGACGAAUGAGGUGCUGCUGGGCAAGAGCGGAAAACGCACAGUCGUACAGUGUCGCCAAUUGCUCGACUCUGCGAAGGGAGGCCUCUCGCUGCACAUCUAUGUGCCGGCAAAGGGCCGAGAUCCUGUCCUCGAGGCUCUACUUACCAAGAUCUACGACGACUGGCGGGGCGACCGGAACACCCACCGUGACUGCCAGGCGUUCAUCACUGUCUUCGAUAUGUUCGCGUUGGCGAACCUGAUGACUUUUAUUUACACCCGCGCAGCCGAUGGGCAGAUCAAUGGCUUCGCUGCGUUGCGCAUGAUGGCCAACAACAGCUACCAUAUCGACCCUUUCAUCCAAGCGGUCGACGCACCACGCGGCACUUCCGACCUCCUUAUUUUCGCCUCGCUCGCUUACCUUCAUACUAUCGGAGUUCCUUACCUAGGUAUCGGGCACGAACCAGUUGCCGAGCCGGACGUCCUGUACAACAUGCCCUCACUGGUGGUCAGUGCAACUCGACGUAUAUACCGCCACAUCUUCGGCCGAUUACCUGUCGGUGGCAAGGAGACUUUCAACGCGCGGUGGAAGCCCGAUGAAGAACAGUGUGCGGGCCUGUAUCUCAUCUUCAUCGGAAGGAAGACGCCCAGCCCCAAACAUCUCCUGGCCAUGACACACUUCGCCAACAUCAGUCUCAGGAAUGUAGCCAAGGCCGACUGGAAAGACCUGAAGGCGGAGCUGGCGAAGAACAUAAAGGUCCCAGUGCCAGAUCCUGCGCUCGCGGUGCAGGGCUCCACGAAUGCAUUCCUCGAUGUCAUGCAUCAGAGACCUUCCAUGACGAAGAGCGCCAGCUCUCCCGCGGCAAUGUAG